AUGGCGGGACAAGCCGUUUGCUACAGUAAGUGUCGUCGUACCGCAAUUGCUGUUGCUGAUUGUGCAAGAGAAUGCCUGGUGAGCUCAUCGCACGACAAGGCUGAGGAGGCGAAUUUGCAUAUGAAGCGUGGCCUUGAUCAAAAUGCCGAGAAAGGUAUGCUUUCCAAUUUGCCAUUGACGCGCUCUCACGUUGACAUGAUCCCCAAGUUCAUCACCCAAGAGGUCAAGGACCAGAACCGUGAAAGUCAGCGGCGAUCACGAGCACGGCGCCUCGAACUCAUCAACGACCUCAAGAACCAGGUGCAGGAAUACCAGCGGCGAGGCGCAUCUGCCUCUCUGGAGAUGCAGAGACUCGCCCAAGCAGUGACCCACGAGAACCAGCGAUUACGAAGCCUCCUCAGCGAGCGUGGCGUCUCCCAGGAGGAGGUCCAGCGUUACUUGUCCGCCUCUUCAGCUCCGCAGUUCAAGUUGUCUGAUGCCUUGUACCCGUAUGAACCGGGCUCCUUGAGAUGCGAGGCAUGCGGCAGCACGUCUAUCCUUCGAGAGGCGCAACCGGCUAUCAUAACAGGAAGACAAUCGGACAGUUACCACAGCUCACCACAGCCCAUUUCCAACGGCCUCAA
Messenger RNA from Trichoderma reesei QM6a, 623 nucleotides. RefSeq lists its product as uncharacterized. Gene Ontology annotation, molecular function: DNA-binding transcription factor activity. The annotation marks the transcript as partial. Gene Ontology annotation, biological process: regulation of DNA-templated transcription. Lineage: Eukaryota; Fungi; Ascomycota; Sordariomycetes; Hypocreales; Hypocreaceae. The record is from RefSeq and is a predicted model, not a curated record. The transcript is spliced from 3 exons.